UUAAUAUUUGCGUUUUGCAUCGUGUUGAUAAAAUUUUUUUGGUGAAGAAUUUUCAGUGCUCGAGUAGCUUCACAUUACUUGUUUGUGGAUUGUACAAAACAAAAAAUAUCUAUCUACGAUGUCUAUGUCAAAGACAACAAACACUUAUAAUAGGCAAAAUUGGGAAGAUGCCGAGUUUCCAAUCUUGUGCCAAACUUGUCUUGGAGAUAAUCCGUACGUGCGAAUGAUUAAAGAACGAUUUGGUAAAGAAUGUAAGAUAUGUACGCGCCCGUUUACCAUAUUCCGAUGGUGCCCUGGAGCGAGAAUGCGUUUUAAAAAAACUGAAAUUUGUCAAACCUGCGCUCGUUUGAAAAACGUGUGUCAGACAUGUCUACUAGACUUGGAAUACGGUCUGCCAAUACAGGUGCGCGACGCUGCGCUCAAAGUGGCCGAUACAAUCCCUCAGAGUGAUGUGAACAAGGAGUACUAUAUCCAGAACAUUGACCGCGAGUUGAGAGAUGGUGAUGGUACUGAGGCAGCAGGUACAGUUGGACGUUCAUUAGCCGCCAACGAGAUGUUAGCAAAAUUAGCACGAACUGCUCCAUAUUAUAAACGUAAUCGUCCACAUAUUUGUUCAUUCUGGGUGAAGGGCGAGUGCAAACGUGGCGAAGAAUGUCCAUAUCGUCACGACAAGCCAAAUGAACCGGAUGACCCACUUUGUGAACAGAACAUAAAAGAUCGCUACUAUGGGCGAAACGACCCAGUGGCUGAAAAAAUUAUGAAACGAGCUGCUACGUUGCCGACGCUGGAGCCACCUGAAGAUCGCAAUAUUACAACUCUAUAUGUUGGUAAUUUGCCCGAAGAAAUAACAGAACCAGAAUUGCGUGAUCAUUUUUAUCAAUACGGCGAGAUCAGGUCCAUUGCAUUGGUUCCACGCCAGCAAUGUGCAUUUGUGCAGUAUACUAAACGUGGAGCUUCAGAAUUAGCAGCUGAACGUACUUUUAAUAAAUUGGUGUUGCACGGGCGUAAAGCAACAAUCAAGUGGGCACAUUCUCAAGCCAAACAGAGUGGCUUGGCAAAGACAGAUAGGCGUUUCGAAGUUCCCGCCGUACCGCCGACGCCUGUUGCUAAUCCGAAUGACUUUUUCAAUCUUCAACAAGAGCAAGUGACCGUGCUGCCUCCUGGUAUGAAACUGCAUCAAAUACCACCCAGCCUAAUACCUGCGUCGUCGUAUCAAAUGUACUCGCAGGCGUAUGCUGCACCAUACUCAAAUAUUCCAAUGCCAACUACCUCUGCCACGGCUUUGGAAGGUAUUCCACCACCACCAACUGGUCAAAUGGUGCCUGGCCAAGUGCACUACCCUAGUCAGGAUCCAAGCCGAUUGGGUGCGGUGAAAAAGUGACAGCAAAGACUUUAAAACAUCUUUUAUGUAUGCAUCUUCGCUUAGAAAAGUACUUUGAAUAAAAUUUUUAUUUCAUUUACAUACAAAUAUUUGUAGCAGUGUUUUUUCAGGACAACAUAUUUAAUAAAUACUAUAAAUGUCUGCAAAUAUUUUA
Molecule: messenger RNA, 1535 nt
Organism: Anastrepha obliqua
Lineage: Eukaryota; Metazoa; Arthropoda; Insecta; Diptera; Tephritidae
Product: pre-mRNA-splicing factor RBM22
Exons: 1
Coding region: 119-1381 (420 amino acids)
Cellular component (GO): U2-type catalytic step 1 spliceosome; Prp19 complex; U2-type catalytic step 2 spliceosome
Molecular function (GO): U6 snRNA binding; pre-mRNA binding; metal ion binding
Source: RefSeq, a predicted model, not a curated record